UGGCUGCCCGGUCCCCUCCGCCCGGCGUCGCCACCGGGAGGUGCUGCCGCGGUUGCUGCUGCUCGUCUGAGUCGCAGAUCCUUGCUGGCACAUUAUAGCAUUAUUUUUGUUGAACCUUCUUAAGAAUUCAGAGAAACCGCUGAGUGACCACUGAAAAGACGAUCUCACCUUCAGGCUUGGGCAUUUUCUAUCCGCGAAUCAGAACAAUGUCCUACGUUUUUGUAAAUGAUUCUUCUCAGACUAAUGUGCCCUUGCUACAAGCCUGUAUUGAUGGAGACUUUAACUAUUCCAAGCGGCUUUUAGAAAGUGGCUUUGACCCAAAUAUUCGUGACAGCAGGGGCAGAACAGGCCUACACCUGGCAGCAGCUCGCGGGAAUGUAGACAUCUGCCAGUUACUGCAUAAAUUUGGUGCUGAUCUUCUGGCCACAGAUUAUCAAGGAAACACAGCUCUUCACCUUUGUGGCCAUGUGGAUACCAUUCAAUUCUUAGUUUCUAAUGGACUAAAAAUUGACAUUUGCAAUCAUCAAGGUGCUACUCCCUUAGUUCUAGCAAAACGCAGGGGAGUGAAUAAAGAUGUUAUCCGAUUGCUGGAAUCUUUGGAAGAACAGGAGGUAAAAGGAUUUAACAGAGGAACCCAUUCGAAACUGGAGACCAUGCAGACAGCUGAGAGUGAAAGUGCCAUGGAAAGCCACUCUCUCCUCAAUCCCAACCUACAGCAAGGCGAAGGAGUCCUUUCCAGCUUUCGAACCACAUGGCAGGAGUUCGUAGAGGAUCUGGGCUUCUGGAGGGUCUUGCUCUUGAUCUUCGUCAUCGCUUUGCUGUCUCUUGGCAUUGCCUACUAUGUGAGUGGGGUGCUGCCCUUUGUGGAAAACCAGCCUGAACUGGUGCAUUAAAGGGGCUUGUGGAAGAUGAGGCAAAUGCUCUUUCCUGGCUUUGUAUUUGUUCUCAGCUUCCCAAAAUUCUUCUUAGUGCAAGGCAGUGAGGGCUGUACAUUUUCCCUUUUGCAUUUUUACUUAUCAUAAUCCUUUUACAUAAUGACAUGUUCAUUUGAACUAACUACACACUACAGUAUAAUCAAGUAAACUGCAUCCUAACGCUACCUCUGACUCAACCUGACUUCUUAGGAAAACCUAUACCGAACCUUGUUUGACAAAAGAAAUGGAAAUGAUUAGAAAAUGGGGGAUAAAGGAGGGGGCUAGGAAGUCCUUGCUCUCAAAACCGUACUCUAAUAUAGGACCGACUGAAGCAUUAAAAAAAUAUAUUUCAUACAUGACUAAAUUUUUUGGUGGUUUUAUUUUUAUUUUUGCAAGAGCCCCUCUUUUUUUUUUUUAAUUUGCUUUCUCUAGGGAUAGGAGAAAAGUUUAAAACUUGAAGUACAUUUUUCAAAUCUUAUAUAGCCAAUUAGUAUUGUUAGAAUCUGUUUGGUUUAUUUUAAUAUUUUUAAGUCUAGUUAUAAACCAAACAAAAGUUUUGAAAAUGAGCUAUAUUUUCUUCAAAAUGAUUGAUGAUUUGAUCUUAUAUUUAUUUGUUGUUUGGAUAAUUUUUUUGUAAACUGCAUUGCUUGUUAAUAUAGUGAAAAAGAAACUUGAGGAAUGUAUUUUGUUCACUUUUCAAUUUCCCCUGCUGUUUAUUUUAAAGGUAUUUUAUUCACCAAAAUUAUGCUCAGAAAACACUUUUUUCUACUGAAUAGUUAGCAGGAAAAAUAAUUCUGAUAUUUAAUUGUCACAAUUCUGUAGUGCUAUCAUUGUGUUGAAAAAUACAGUUCUAUAAGCUAGCUGUGUUGUCACAGUUGUAUCAUGAUUCAUGACUAUUUGACGUGCAAUCCUGUUUAGAAGCCCUGUUAGACUUUUCUUAACAGUCCCAUCCAUAUCAGUAAUUCUCUGAAGGCAAGAACGGAUGGAAUAUUUCUGAGUUAACAGAGCUGAACAAUAUUGUACUGGGUAUCAUAAACUCUUUAUGAAUGGUAAUUUUAUGUAAAUUGAAAUCUGGCUUCUGAACUAUAUUGCAGCUUUCAGCAGGAUGUUUGAAAGCCUCUUUUGUUAAUGAUUCUGUAAUGUAUAAAUCAUAUUCUUGGGUUAUUAAAAAAGACUAUGAAAGCUUGAUAAUUAUUUAUUAGGUAAAGUCAGAAAAUUGUAGAGAAAGAACUAAUGGUUUUAUUUUUUAGAACAAAGGCAUCAAGCUACUGCAAAUUGAAUUGUUGCUAGAAUUAUAAAUUAUAGUUUAGAAUAGAAUUGGUAUUUCUGUGAUUCUUUUUCCUUCUUGAUGUUUUCUCUUCUGUAUUUAUAUAUCUAGUGUUGAGGCUUUUUCUUUCAUGUGGCUUUAUCCUCUCUUAAAGAGCUGUUGUAAAACUGCCUAGUACCUGGCUGCUUCCAUAUCAGCUUGCAGAGUCUUGCUUUUAAGUUAGAUACAAACAAAAUAAAUCAGACUUGGUGUAAAUAGAGCAAAAAAAUUAGUUGGCUUUAGAAUAGAGAACACUAGAACUCAAAUUUGAAGUAUCUUCAAAGUGAAAGGUUUGGAAUUAGCUUUACAUUUGUUUGUAAAUCUAAACAGAUACAAAAUGGGUCUAUAUGUGUAAAUAUAUUGCAUUUUUAAAAAUUAAUGUUCCUUUGUAAGUGUUGAUGUCUUUGUAUUCUAUUCUCUACAUUCAUCAUUCAGUAAUCCCAUCAAUAAAUGUAUUUAUAAAUCCCUUAA
Otolemur garnettii (small-eared galago) is the source of this 2691-nucleotide messenger RNA. It is a transcript of the gene ANKRD46, whose product is annotated as ankyrin repeat domain 46. The record is from RefSeq and is a predicted model, not a curated record. The transcript is spliced from 5 exons. Lineage: Eukaryota; Metazoa; Chordata; Mammalia; Primates; Galagidae. Gene Ontology annotation, molecular function: protein binding. Bases 207 to 893 code for a protein of 228 amino acids.